AUGGAGAUAGAAUGUUGUGGUAGUUCUCCUUUGCGAUAUUUUUCUAGGAGGAGAGUAAUCUCCUCUUCGAGAGUAGCAAAGGUUAACGCGCAGCGAAGUGCAUCAUCGAGUGAUACAGGAGGUCGAACGAUUAGUUCUUCUCUGAAUUUCGAUUUGUACCACAAGAUCGAAGUGAUUCGUUUGGAGCUUGAGAAAGCGUCCAGAGAUCGGCUUCAGAAACUUCUGCUGGUCCGGCUAGGUUUUCAGCAAAGAGUUGGCAGGAAGCUGCUUCUAUCUCUUCAGGAGAAAAUUGAGCUCGAAGAAUUUCGAGAUAAAGAGCUCGGAUAUAAGCUCGUGGAUCGCUAUUACCGGAGUAUUCUGGGAUACAUAGCUUGUAAGUAUCGCGCAGACAGGUUAGCAAUCUUAGAUGAGAAGGGAGUUCGUUGUGUCUCCCUGAUUACUUUGUCGAUAUCCGGAAUCGAACUCAUUGCUUGGUUAAACGUUGAGUUCGCUUGCCGGAAUGCGAGGUUUGUUUGGUCCUGGAAUCUUUCGAAAGAUUCGCAGUCCAAAAGGUUUCGCGGAUCGACAGGAAUCCGAUUAGCUGGAAUCGGAUGGGAUAGAGCUCGAUUUGACGAGCUGUUUGCUUUCGUCAAUCGAGCUAGAUCGUCGGAUCGUUUGCUCUAUGAAAUUGAGCUCGAUCGACUAGAUCAUUUGUUGCGGGAAACUGUUGAUAGUUUCCGUUCAACUUGA
This is a messenger RNA of Microthlaspi erraticum, 729 nucleotides long. NCBI's taxonomy places the organism in Eukaryota, Viridiplantae, Streptophyta, Magnoliopsida, Brassicales, Brassicaceae. The record is from the annotation of a GenBank genome assembly.